Cordyceps militaris CM01 is the source of this 855-nucleotide messenger RNA. RefSeq lists its product as uncharacterized. Gene Ontology annotation, cellular component: membrane; cytoplasm. The transcript has 3 exons. Bases 1 to 855 code for a protein of 284 amino acids. NCBI's taxonomy places the organism in Eukaryota, Fungi, Ascomycota, Sordariomycetes, Hypocreales, Cordycipitaceae. The record is from RefSeq and is a predicted model, not a curated record.
AUGUCGGUCAAGUUUGAACGGGACACAUUCCAGCAGACGGCGCAAAGCGUCGUGGGCAAUGCGGCCAAGAGCGGCCAGAUCCCCGGCACCAGCGGCAAGCACCCACUCGCCGAGAAGCUCGGCACCGCUCUGACGGGCGGUCUCGACAAUGCUGGAACCAAGGGCUAUCUUUCUGUGCGUAGCCUCGCCCCUUUACCCUCGCUGCAGGCCUACAUCAAGCAGCUCGAGUCCAACCCGCUCCGCACCAAGAUGCUCACCGCUGGCGGCCUCGCCGGUCUCCAGGAGCUCCUCGCCUCGUUCCUCGCCAAGGACCGCAACAAGAACGGCAACUACUUCACCUCGCGAGUUCCCAAGAUGGCCGCCUACGGUGCCCUCGUCAGCGCGCCCCUCGGCCACGUCCUCAUCUGGCUGCUGCAAAAGGUCUUCCACAACCGCACUAAUCUCAAGGCCAAGAUUCUGCAAAUCAUCGUCAGCAACCUGGUGAUUGCUCCCAUCCAAAACAGCAUCUACCUCGUCGCCAUGGCCCUCAUCGCCGGCGCCCGCACGUUCCACCAGGUUCGCGCCACCGUCAAGGUCGGUUUCUGGAAGGUCAUGAAGGUAUCCUGGGUCGUCUCGCCCCUCUCCUUGGCCUUUGCCCAGCAGUUCCUUCCCAACCACCUCUGGGUGCCCUUCUUCAACGUCAUCGGCUUCGUCAUUGGUACAUAUGUCAACACCACCACCAAGAAGAAGCGCCUCGCAGCCCUCCGCAAGAAGCACUUCGGUGACGGCCGCAGCAACCUGGGCCGCGACGACUACCCUCCUCCCGGCAUGGGCGGCCCCAUGGGCGGUCCUAUGGGCCCCAACCCUCCCUACUAA